AUGGCUGUCAAAGAAGAAAGCUCAUAUCACCCUACUGACGACUUAAUUCGAUCGUCGCCACGGAAAUACUAUCGAGCCUCCAUUAGCCCAAGUCAUUGGCAAUUGCACGAUUUGCUGAGCUCUCCGAAACAGCAUGUUGUUUACUAUCCGAGUUCGCACGACAUAAUUUGUCUUAAUACAAAAUCUCGUGAGCGCGAGCUUCUCGCAACUCUAAAAUACGAGCCGCGAUGUUUGACGGCCGCAAAGGAUUGGGUAUGCGCCGGAGGAGAUAGAGGUCAAUUCACAAGCUUUUAUGUGGGAGAAGGAGAGAGACCUGGCAAGACUGAUUCGCUUUUGGAUUUGAGUGCUGAUGCCGAUGCUCGAUUACCUCUCAUCCUACAACCGUCAGCAAGAUCAACUCAAAGAGAAACCACCGAUGAUUCCCGAAGAUCUAGUCCUGAUGCAACUACCUCGGAUGUGUCCAAGAAGAUAGGUUCUGACGUGGUGAACUGUAUAACACUUUGGUUCCCUUCAGAAACAUCGUUGCCCAUGGGAUACAAGGAACCUGUUGCUGUUGCAGCGCUCAACGAUAGCUCUGUUGCUAUUCUUAACUUACAUGACUCCGAGAUGGUGGAUACUCUCACUUAUCCUGAUUAUGUGAAUCGCGCUGUAAUAUCACCGAAAGGAAACAUCCUCAUUGCAAUUUGCGAUGAUCCAUUCCUCUAUAUCCACAAAAGGCAGCAGAAACAGGUCUCCAAAACUCAUUUUACGUCGCAUGUGAAUGAGGAGUAUGAGUGGAUAUUUUCUGGCAGGAUUCAGCUCGAAGGACAACGACCAUCGGACAAAAGUGCCAUGAGAGGUUCGUUUGCAGCAUGCUUUUCUAAUUCGGGCAAGUAUCUUGCUGUGGCCACUCAAUAUGGAGUUAUAUCGAUUUUCUUAACUGAAAGACUAAUUAAAGACGAUGUCGAUCCAUUGGAGGUUACUUUUACUACAUCACGACCUAAUGUUGAAUCUGGGGCUGUUAGAGCCAUGGAAUUCUCGCCAAAUAACUUUGAUCUACUCGCUUGGACUGAAGCUAGUGGACGUGUUGGAGUGGCAGAUGUCCGGGAUUUGUUCACUUCCAGGCAAGUAAUCGAUAUAAAUGCUCGAGGGGAGGGCGUUGAGCGAGUCUGGGUUAUUGAGCGCUCAAAUAAUCCUAUGUCAAUAGAGGCUAGGGUAGAUGCAAGGCUUCGUGCUUCUCAUACAGAGUCACCUUCUGAGGCUUCUGCCAGCGCAAUACCAGACUAUCUAGGCUUGGAUUUUGAUCAACAUCAGCAAAGGAGCCUUGCCCGCAAUUUAAGUGACAGACACCAACUUCCGCCAACUGCUGAUGAGAUGGAAAUAUUACAGGCACAUCGAACAGCUCGUCGACAAAGGGAUGCAGCCCGUGAGGCGCGAGAAACGGGAACCACUUCUAGAUGGGGUAUUUUGGAAGGAGGUAGAAUGACAGACAUUUUCGCUGACACAGAACGUCGCAUAUCCACAGCUGGUCUCCCAAGUGCUUUACGAGAAUUUGUUAAUUCAGACCGCACACCGGCUUCCUUUCGAGCCUUCAUCGAUAGACAGAAUCAGGACCGUGAAAGGCGUGUGGUAGAGAACGAGAUAAGGAAUGUGAUCAGGCGACAACAAGCAUCAUCAGUAUUAGACAAUACCACCGUAGAUGUCGAGUCUGACAGAACCGUACGGACAAGUGCAGAUACCUUUUCUGGGUUAGAGCGUCUGUCACUCGCUCCUCGUCUCCCAACCAUUGGAUAUGAAGCAGCCCCUAAUGCUUGGGCUGAACUUGAAGAAGUGUAUCGAACACGGUACUCUCGAGAUCAACUUGACGAUGAAGAGGAAGAAAAUCAAGCAUCCGCUCAAAGAUUAAGACAGCUAUGGCGUCCCUUGGAUGCGCUCACUAGACUUAGUCUUGACGUGAGGAACGAUAGUAAUGUAUUGAGAAGAGAGCGAGAGGGUAGAAGUGAGCCAGUUGACACCAUGGGGCUCGCUUGGAGCGAGGAUAGUAGGCUACUAUACGUUGGUGCCGGAGAUGGAAUUCAUGAGUAUCAGGUGAAUGUGGCGGGACGAAAAAUAUUUCCUCAUCGUGUAUUACAAUAG
Messenger RNA from Botrytis deweyae, 2115 nucleotides. RefSeq lists its product as uncharacterized. The transcript is spliced from 5 exons. The coding region runs from base 1 to 2115 and encodes 704 amino acids. The record is from RefSeq and is a predicted model, not a curated record. Lineage: Eukaryota; Fungi; Ascomycota; Leotiomycetes; Helotiales; Sclerotiniaceae. Gene Ontology annotation, molecular function: protein binding.